UGACGUUGAGGCAGGUGGAAAAAGAACGGAACUUCCUCUCCAACCAAGAAGGGAGAGCGAGGCUGAGUUGGGCUGCGGAUGGGGUGGAGGAGCGGGCAGCGAACAGAAAGGAGAAAUUCUGGGAGUUCGCGAGUGCUCGGAGUGGAGCCCCAGCGCAGCCAUGGAGCUUCUGUUCAGAGCCGGAGGUCGGCCCUAAAUACAUAAAUAAUGAGAAAAUUCGAGAAAAGAGAAACGCUGCCAGCAAAACCGAGACCUGCGCUGUGUGUAAAGGCAAAGGCGAUCCCAUUUAUGGUGGCUCGUAUUAUCUUUAAAAUCCGACGCAAAGGAUCUUCUAUGCGCCCUUGGAGGUUAUUCUGCAGACGGAUUGGCGGUUAUUACGGGUAUGUGAUCCAUCAGUGGUAGCGUGCAUUUUUCAGCACUGAAUUAUGGAGACUGAAACUGUGCCCUCACAGGAAGCUUCCCUGACUGUUAAUGAACAGGUGAUUGUGAUGUCAGGACAUGAGACAAUUAGGUUACUGGAAGUGGGAGUAGAUGCAGUCUCAAUAAAAAAUGAAGGGAAAACGCUCAAAGCAACAGAUGCAGCAGCUGGAGGAGAGGAUUCUGCAAACUGCCCUCCAGAAUCAAGUAAAACAGGACAGGAAAGGGUACCACAAAGCCCAGAGAAGGCAUGCAGAGAGUCAAGCGGUGAAAUCAAGGCAUUGCCUGAAAUAACACCUGUGCCUAUCCCAGGAAUUGUGCCAUUUAGCCAAAUGACAAGCCAACCAACACCAACUUUAACUCCUGUCACAGUGCAAGCGGCACCACAGGUCUUGACUCAGGAAAACUUAGCAACAGUUGUGACAGGCGUAAUGGUUCCAGCAGGGGCAGUUACUCAACCUCUUCUUAUCCCCAUCAGUAUUGCAGGUCAAGUGGCAAGUCAGCAGGGGCUGGCUGUGUGGACAUUUCCUGCAGCAACGGUGGCUGCCCUCCCAGGACUGACGGCUGCCUCUCCUACUGGGGGAAUUUUCAAAUCACCUAUAGCCAAUUUGCAAGCCACAGCAGUGCUGAACACAACAGUACAAGCCCCUUUGCAGCCAGGCCAACCUUUCCAAGCACAGCCAACACCCCAGGCCCGGCCAUCCAUCCAAACACAGACUGUGUUCCAACCACCAGCUCAGACAACUCUUUUGUCACAGCCAACCCCAACAGCCACUCCACCUGUCGCCAAGCCACUGGAAACUCCGACACAGAUCACGGUUCAACCGGCAGGAUUUGCAGGAAUAAUCAGUGCAGCUUCUCUUGGAGCCCCAACCCAGCUGCUUAGCUCGCUAGCUGCCACGCCUGUCAUUGCAAACACCAUUCCUAGUGUGCAAGGAAUAACUGGACAAAUCCUGACUAAUGCUCAAGGGCAAGUUAUUGGAACUCUUCCAUGGGUAGUGAACCCAGCCGGAAUUGCAACGGCAACCCCUGCCCCUGCUACGUUGCCGGCACAAAAUCUACAAGUACAGGCGGUGACACCCCAGCUGCUUUUAAAUGCCCAAGGUCAGGUCAUCGCCACCUUGGCUAGCACCAUCCAGACAGCAACCACUGUCAGGAAACCAACCCCCCCCGAAUCUCCUGCCAAGAGUGAGGUCCAGCCAAUUCAGCCCGCCCCAGCUCUCUCACAGCCAACUGUGGUCAUUGCAAGUCCUCCCCCUGUAUCCAAACUAGCUUCCACUCCUGUCCCCAUCACCUGCUCAGAGACACCAACUGUCAGCCAGCUGGUUUCAAAGCCUCAACCUUCAAAUAGUGGAAAUGAUGAAGAUGGCAUAAACCUGGAGGAGAUCAGAGAGUUUGCCAAGAACUUUAAGAUUCGACGUCUCUCUCUGGGUCUCACCCAAACCCAGGUGGGGCAGGCAUUAACUGCCACUGAAGGACCUGCCUACAGCCAGUCUGCUAUAUGCAGAUUCGAAAAGUUGGAUAUCACCCCCAAGAGUGCCCAGAAGCUAAAGCCUGUGCUGGAGAAGUGGCUGAGUGAAGCUGAGCUUCGGAAUCAGGAAGGCCAGCAGAACCUGAUGGAGUUUGUGGGUGGGGAGCCUUCCAAGAAGCGGAAACGUCGCACUUCAUUCACCCCACAGGCCAUUGAGGCCCUCAAUGCCUAUUUUGAGAAAAACACCCUCCCCACUGGCCACGAAAUCACCGAGAUCGCCAAGGAGCUCAAUUAUGACCGGGAGGUGGUCCGGGUUUGGUUCUGCAACCGGCGACAGACACUCAAAAACACCAGCAAACUCAACGUCUUUCAGAUCCCUUGAGGGCUGGAGCUCAACGUGAGAAUCUCCCUUUCCCUACCUGGCUGCCGUGAGCACUUUGUGGCUAAGUCUCCCCUGCCCCUGCCACCUGUUUAUAGUGAUGACUGAAGUGAAAAGAGGGGAGAUCUCCUCGUGUUUUAUUGUAUCCCAGCCUACUCAUCAGCUGCUUCCUUCCUCCCUGACGUUGCACCGAGCUGUGAAGCCUUAGGAGCCCAUUGGCGUUUAACUUCCUUCUGUGUCAGACAAAUCCUGAUCUGUUAAAAGGAAAAAGGUUCUCCUCACCUAGUUGGUGUGCAUUUUUUUUUCUUUUUCUUUUCAAAGGUGGCAUUAGGAUUGACACCAGCAUAGCAUCCACCAGGAAUGAUUGGGGGUACGGGGACGCUGUUUUAUUUGAGCCACUUUUUCAUAGCGAUUUUCUAUCCAGCAACAAAAUCUUCUAAUCAUAUCUGAGCAGAACUGUGGCAUAAUUUAUAUCUCCCUUUCCAUAUGGAUAUUACUGUGAAGGCAGAGCACCAUUAAACUGAAUGGGUUUUUUUCAGCUACCAAGAUCUUGACGUUUAGUAUCCUGGUUCCCUGUUGAUUCUUUUAUUUUAAGACUGAUUUGCCAGUUAAAGAUUCCCUUCCAGAAGAAUGCUGAGGAGGAGGAGGCAGGUGCAAUUGUUUAUAUCUUGGGAUAGUGUAUGUCUUGCAGGGGUGAAAUGCUUCUGGUUCUGACCAGUUCGCCCAAACCGGUAGUAAAAAAAUGCUACCAGUUCAGGC
This is a messenger RNA of Thamnophis elegans (Western terrestrial garter snake), 3026 nucleotides long. It is a transcript of the gene POU6F1, whose product is annotated as POU class 6 homeobox 1. Gene Ontology annotation, biological process: regulation of transcription by RNA polymerase II. The record is from RefSeq and is a predicted model, not a curated record. Gene Ontology annotation, molecular function: DNA-binding transcription factor activity, RNA polymerase II-specific; RNA polymerase II cis-regulatory region sequence-specific DNA binding. NCBI's taxonomy places the organism in Eukaryota, Metazoa, Chordata, Lepidosauria, Squamata, Natricidae.